UAAUAAUUCCGGCUAGUUAGUGUCAGAUUCCGGCGCUCCUCGUCAGACUUUCCCGACUACCUUUUUUCCAAUUAUAUAUAUACCCUACACUCUUCUGCUCUUUACCUUUAUAUACGAAGUACAGCAAACCCACCACAUACAUAGGAUAGGCAUACAUUACGCGCACGUAGUAAGCAAUAGUCAGCAGCACAGUGUCUUGCUCACAAAGGCACGAGAGAUAGUGCAAGUUUGCCUAAUCCUUAAUAACAGCAGUACUAGUACACUACCUUUUUAUCCACCAAGCAAACGCGCACCAGUGCGAAAACCAGUGCCUUUUUUGGAUUCCCUUUCUCUGUUUCUCAAAAGGGUAUAGUUUGGUUUUUGGUGAUGAACAGGGCGUUGCCGGAGAUGUUGCACUGUCUAAACGGGCCGGCGACCAGUACGGACAUGACGGUGCUGGAGAGGCAGAGGGCUCGCAUGAAGUGGCAGCCGCAAGAGCAGCAGGGAUAUUUUGGGGGGAGUGAUCAGUUCGCUGGUUUGUUUUUGGAGCCGGGUCAAGUUGGGAGCUUUCAAGGUUUGUUGGGUGGUGAGUCGGUGCUCGGGGAGGUGCUGACCCGGUCGGUUAAACCCGACCCGGGUUUGGAAAAUGGGUGGCCUGAGUUGCUCAAUAUGGGGUUUACAGAGUUCGACAUGAAUUGUGCCAUUUCAAGGACUUCUAGCUGCCCCCCCACGGUGGCUCCACCGCCGCCGGAAGCUAAAGGUAAAGUGUCACCGCCGGCGGAGAAGGUGAGUUCUGCGGUUGGGAGAGAGAGCUUCAAGAAGAGGAAGGCUGAUAAGCUGCAGAACACCAAGGUUGUUGCGGAAGACGAUUCCAAAGACAAGAGGAGCAAAGUAUGCGCAGAAGAGGGGGAAUCAAAGAUCACAGAGCAAACCAGCAAUAAAGACAACAACAGAGAGACUUCUGCUGAUACUUCAAAGGAGAAUUCUAAAGCUUCUGAGGCUCAGAAGCCCGAUUAUAUUCAUGUCCGGGCACGCCGCGGGCAGGCCACAGACAGCCACAGCUUAGCCGAGAGAGUGAGAAGGGAAAAGAUCAGUGAGAGAAUGAAGUAUCUACAAGAUUUGGUACCAGGGUGUAACAAGAUCACAGGGAAAGCUGGAAUGCUCGAUGAAAUCAUCAACUAUGUGCAAUCCCUUCAACGACAAGUAGAGUUCCUGUCCAUGAAACUAGCUGCUGUGAAUCCCAGGCUUGACUUUAACAUUGAAGACUUAUUUGCAAAAGAGUUGCUUCUAUAUCAACAGAUGUUUCCUGCUUGCUCAACUGGUUUUCCAACAAUUGGAAUGUCAUCCGAAAUGACUAAUCCUGCCUAUCUUCAGUUUAAUCCGGCACAGCAGGUGGUUGCAUGUUGUGGGUUGGAUAUGGGGAUGAAUAAUACAGCUGAUAUGGGACUUAGACGAACAAUCAGUACACCUGCAUCGAUCCCAGAAACAUAUCUUGAUUCAUCCUGCUUCACUCAACUCCAGCCUUCAUCAACCUGGGAUGCUGAUGUACAAAACCUUUUCAAUCUGGAGUUCCAUCAAGGAAGAUCGAUUUCUUUUCCAUCCCAACCAUUUACAGGUUCAAUUGAAGCUAGCAACCUAAAGAUGGAGCUCUGAAUCAAAAUAUGCAUCAUACAAUUUCUUGGAUAAGCCUUUGAUCCAUAUUCUUUUUUUUUCCCGGUUGAAGUACAUAACGUAUAUAUUUUGUAUGUAUACUUGUGCCAUAGUAUGAAUAAGAUCAACACCUAUUGACUUCAACAA
Messenger RNA from Corylus avellana, 1776 nucleotides. RefSeq lists its product as uncharacterized. NCBI's taxonomy places the organism in Eukaryota, Viridiplantae, Streptophyta, Magnoliopsida, Fagales, Betulaceae. Gene Ontology annotation, biological process: regulation of DNA-templated transcription. Gene Ontology annotation, molecular function: DNA-binding transcription factor activity; protein dimerization activity. Gene Ontology annotation, cellular component: nucleus. The record is from RefSeq and is a predicted model, not a curated record.